AUGACUUUCUUUCAUUUUUAUCACCGGUUUUCACUCUCUUGUUCGGCUUACAGGAACAAGAAACGCGUUCGUGUUUGUGUUGCCAAUUCCGAUACUUCACCGGAAUCCAAAUCCCGGGGUUUUGAUUGGAUCAAUGGGGAUAAAACUCAAUCCUGGAAAUUUAUAGCUGGAAGAUCUGAAUCCCAAUCUUUUGUAGUUAGUGCAACAGAGAAAGUGAUUGAUGGAUCUUCUUCAACUAAGCAAUUAGAAGCUCUUGAUGCAGAUUCUGAACAUUCCAAAAUAAAUCUUGAUGAAGAACAACUUGAUGAAAUAAAUGAAAAGGAUUUUGUUGCUUCACCAAUUCUUGUUGAAGAUAUUGCAGCUAUGGAGGAAGUAGAUUUAGUUUCUUUAUUUGAUAUUGUUGUAUCUUACAUCCAUCUCUUCCUUUAUAACAUUUUAUUUCUUAAAAUAUCUUCAGGUUGUUUGAUCAAAUAAGUCAUUUAU
This is a messenger RNA of Lactuca sativa (garden lettuce), 483 nucleotides long. The record is from RefSeq and is a predicted model, not a curated record. NCBI's taxonomy places the organism in Eukaryota, Viridiplantae, Streptophyta, Magnoliopsida, Asterales, Asteraceae.